AUGCUUCCAUCGAGGAGAAGUGGUGCCGGUGACAGCGGCAGCGUUGUUGAACCGCCGCUACCACAGGCUGCCGGCUAUGUAAUUGUUAUUGUGAUUGGCUUCUUAAUUGCCGUGAUCAUGAUGGCGAUAACACGUGUACUCAGGAGAACCGCCGGCGAGGACAACAAUAAAACAGAAAUGUUCAUGACGGCGAAUCGAAGAGUUGGUACAGGACUAACAGCAUCAGCCGUGAUUUCUUCGUGGCUUUGGAGUACUGCCAUGCUCGGAAGCACUCUCGUGGGCUACAACUUUGGCAUUGCCGGGCCGUUUUGGUUUGCUGCAGGCUGCUCCCCAAUGAUUGUCUUCUUCGCCUUGCUCGGCAUCGCUUGCAAGCUCCGUGUCCCAGAAGCCCAUACUUUGUUGGAGAUUGUCCGAAUCAGAUACGGCACGCUGGGCCAUGUAGUUUGGAUUGUGCUGUGCUUGAUCAACAACGUCAUUGCCGUGGCAAACAUGCUCCUCGGCGCCAGUGCUGCGAUUUCCGCGCUCACCGGAAUGCAUAUUAUUGCUUCGACGUUUCUGCUGCCUGUCGGGGUCGUCUUGUACACGUUUGUCGGGGGCAUCAAGGCAACCUUUUUAACCGACUACUUUCACACAUUUGUCAUUACAGUCAUUGUUUGCUUCUUCACAAUCAAGAUAUUCCUGGUUCCCGAAAUCGGGAACCCACAAGAUCUGUUUGAUAUCAUUGCCAGAGUUGGCCAGAUCCACCCUGUUGACGGCAAUCGAGAUGGGUCUUAUCUUACCAUGACAAGCAAAGGGGUCAGUUUACUCGAAGCUGAGGAAAUUAGUGUACGAACUGGAGUGCGGCUAACUUGGGGGAUCCGACAGGCUAUUCUCUUCGGUAUAAUUCACAUUCUGUCAAACUUCGGGCUGGUCAUCAUGGACACGGGCUUUUUUGCAAAGGCGUUCAGUGCUGCGCCGCACGCCGUGGUCCCUGGAUACAUCGUCGGUGGCAUAGCAUACUUUGCAAUCCCGUGGUGCCUUGGAACUGUUAUGAGCUUGGCGGCGUUGGGCUUGGAGAGUACAGAGCGCUUUCCCACGUUCCCUCGGCGAUUGUCACCGACAGAAGUUUCGAACGGUCUGGUUCUUCCGUACGCCUCCGUCGCGAUUGCCGGCAAAGGAGGCGCCGUUGCGGUGGUGUUGAUCGUUUUCAUGGCCGUCACGUCAACCAUCAGUGCCCAGGUCAUCUCGGUCUCCUCAAUCAUCAGUUUCGACAUAUAUCGGCAAUACUUGAACAAAGCUGCCAAAGACAAAGAUGCCAUCCGAUGGAGUCACAUUGGCGUUGUCGCAUUCGGUAUCUUCUCUGCGGCCUUCUCAACAGCACUGCAUUAUGGCAAUGUCGAUCUUGGCUGGACUCUAUACAUGCUCGGCGUGCUGACCUGCCCCGGAAUCAUCCCAACCGUCUUCACAAUUCUUUGGAAACGGCAAUCAAAACUAGCCGCAGUAAGUUCGCCAAUAUUAGGAAUGGCAACCGGCGUCGGCGUGUGGCUAGGCUCCGCGUCUGCCCUCUACGGAGAAAUCAGCGUGGCCACGACAGGGCAGACGCUGCCUUGCGUCUACGGGACCGUUGCCUCUGCCUUGAGUCCGGCAUUGUACUCCAUCUCUCUUACGAUUUUGCGGCCAGAAAAUUUUGAUUGGGCCGCUUUCCGCAACGAAAGUUUGGCCUUCAACACCUCUUCGACGAGCCUAGCCGACGUUUCAGAGUCAGACAAGAAUGAACAGAAGUCACACGAAGAAAAUAUCCAGAGCUAUUCUGCCGACAAGGCCAGGCUCAAACGGUGGGGAACCAUUGCUGCAGUCUGGGCCUUGGCCACAUUUCUAGGACACUGGGUUCUUUGGCCUUUGCCCAUGUAUGCCGCAAACUACGUCUUCAGUCGGUCUUUUUUUGUAGCGUGGAUAGUUGUGUCCAUCAUUUGGGCUUGGGGCACCAUGCUCGUCGCUGGUUUCUUUCCCAUUAUUGAUGGCUGGGGCCAACUGAACCAAGUCUGUCGUGGCCUCCGCCAGGGCCGGAGGCGUUAA
Molecule: messenger RNA, 2055 nt
Organism: Metarhizium album ARSEF 1941
Lineage: Eukaryota; Fungi; Ascomycota; Sordariomycetes; Hypocreales; Clavicipitaceae
Product: sodium/proline symporter
Exons: 4
Coding region: 1-2055 (684 amino acids)
Biological process (GO): urea transmembrane transport
Cellular component (GO): plasma membrane
Molecular function (GO): urea transmembrane transporter activity
Source: RefSeq, a predicted model, not a curated record